This is a messenger RNA of Mytilus trossulus (common blue mussel), 3723 nucleotides long. RefSeq names its product transcription intermediary factor 1-alpha-like. Lineage: Eukaryota; Metazoa; Mollusca; Bivalvia; Mytilida; Mytilidae. The transcript is spliced from 2 exons. The record is from RefSeq and is a predicted model, not a curated record. Gene Ontology annotation, molecular function: protein binding; zinc ion binding. The coding region runs from base 34 to 1734 and encodes 566 amino acids.
AAAUUAUCGUCCGCUGCUAGAUGUACUGGUUUAAUGAAUCUCAGCAUGUCGAGUAAGUUGAUCGUAUGUGGAGUAUGCGAAUACCGCAACAUCAACAAACCCUCGGUAGUCUGGUGUUCGGAAUGCGACGAAGGUCUUUGCAAGGAGUGCCAAGAGCAUCAUGCAGCUUCAAAGGUUUCCAGAGACCAUAGUUGUGUACAAAUCUCCGAAUACCAGAAGCUUCCUGCCAAUAUACUGGAAAUUACUCAUAAUUGUCCAAAGCACAAUGAAAAAUACCAAAUAUUUUGUAAGAAACACGAUAGUCCUUGCUGUAGACGAUGCGUUGUUGAAUCGCAUGAUCAAUGCGGUGGGUUAAACGCGAUAGAUGACGUCAUCCAAAAUGUUAAGUCUUCAAAUGCAUUCUUAGAGAUUGAACAAAUGCUUGUGGAGGUCUCGGAAAAUUUACAGAGAAUAAGAAAAGGUCGACAAGACAACAUUCAAAGUCUGAAGGAGAACAAGACCAAAAUUGAAUUGGAAAUUAAGGAGACACGAAUAUUGAUUAACGAUCAUCUCGAUAAACUGCAGGAAAGUCUGCUGAAAGAGUUGUAUGCCGCUGAGGAAAAGGAAAACAAGAAAAUCAGCUGUUUAAUAUCAUCCAUACAAGAGAAAGAAAUGGAGAUAACAGAAUACCUGACCAAUUUCGAUAAAAUAAAACAGCAUGCUUCAGACCUCCAGACAUUCGUGGCUAUGAAACACAUCCAACAAGACGUAUCAAAAAACGAACAAUUCAUAGAAUCCAUGUUAAAAGAAGACAAAACGAACAAUGUUACCCUUUCUUUUAAAAAAGAAAAAGUUUUCGAAAAUCUACCUACCACUCUUAUCAAGAUGGGACCCAUUAUCGUAGAUACCAUGUCAAGUGAUAUAACACUAACAAGACGGAAGAACAAACAAGCACAGAUAAUGCUGCCUUCUACGCACGUUCCAACCAUUGAUGAUAUAAAAUUAACUUUGAAACAGACCGUGAAUACAAUGGGAGCAUAUAUCACUGAUUGCUCCUUACUACCUGAUGGUAGAAUGAUUUUCUCCGGUUACGAAAGUAACAAAAUCUACGUAAUCAAAACCGACGGAUCGUUAGAUUUUACAUUACAGACAGGAUCGUGUACAUCUCAUAUGCACUUUAAAGAGGACAUUCAAAAACUUGUUGUAACAUCUGGCAUUGAAAAGUCUAUCACGAUAAUCGAUAUGAAAAACAGAAAAACUGAAAAAUUGAUUCAAUGCGGGUCAUCGGUUUAUGGAAUAGCUUACAACAAUGGACAAUUGUUCUAUAAUGGAUAUGACAGUGGUUUAUGUGUUGUAAGUUUAGAUAACGACUCAGUGACACAGCUAGAAAACGUUAAGUUGCGUUCGAAUAGCAGCAUUGCAAUAUGGUCAGAUCAACUUUAUUAUCUAAACAUUGAUGAUUCAGUAGUAUGCUGUGAUCUUCAAGGGAAACUAAAAUGGAAAUCAGAACUUGCUUCAUUUCUUCGAAGUGCACAAGGUAUUGCGGUAGACAAUCACGGACGUGUGUAUAUAUCAGGCUUUUAUUCUCACAAUGUCGUUGUUAUUUCACCAGACGGACACAAACAUAGGGUGUUGCUUUUAAAGAAAGAUGGUAUUAAAAAUCCACAAUCUUUGUUCUUUGAUCGAACAAAUAACAAGUUACUAAUUUCGAAUCAAACAAAUGAGGCAUUUCUUUAUGAUGUUUCUAAUAAGUGACACGGCACAUAUGAUCUUUUAAAAGGAACAUAUACAUAUGUUUUGAAAUGUGAUACAUUCGAUGCUUAUACUCCCAGAAUUUUAUGUAACUACCCCUGAUUUAGUCGUGAUACAUGAUAUUCAUCUACAGCAAUCCCAAUCAAACUAAUAAGAUAUACAGUAGUAGUAAGAAAUAAUUUUAAAAAAAUGUGUUCAGCUUGGUAUUAUUUCAAUUUGUUGUUUAGAUCAAGUAAAUUUCUUUGUUUUUGGUAUUUCGAUGUAGAUUAAUUCCGCCUCUCUUAUUGGAUAUCGAUUUAUUUGCUGGAUUACAGUGUAUGGGCAUACAUGUACAUCAUUUAAGUCUUUAAUGGGAAAUUAGAAACCGCAAAUUAUUGUAAUAUUUUGUAUGAUUUAUCAAAUUUUCGAGUUUCAUUUUGUGCUUCUUUGUUACAUAUUUGUUUGUUUUUAAACUGAUUAAGAUUGUACACAAUGUUGACUGCAGUAUCUCUAUUUUUGACAUUUGUACCUGUAAAAUUUGUUUGUUUGUUCUCCCUUUGUUGUCAAUGUAAUGAAUUUGAUGCUAGUGUCACGCAAAUGAAAAGUUAGACUAGCUUUCAAAUUUGGUUUAAUCCACCAUUUUCUACAUAGGAAAAUCAAUAUACUCAAUCAGGAGUAUGACAGUUGAUAUCCAUUCGUUUGAUGUGUUUGAGCAUUUGAUUUUGCCCUUCGAUAAGGGACUUUCUUUUUUUUUAUUUUCCUCGGAGUUCAGUAUUUUUGAGAUUUUAAUUUCUGCAAGAAAUACCUAAUUGGAUUUUAUUAUCAAUUUGUGUUGAAAUGAAUACGGAUGAAAUAUUUGUCAAUGGAAGUUAAGAAAUCGACGAUUAAUAAAUAAAAUUUCUGAUAACACUUAUCCUUGCUGCGAUUUAACACGUGGUCAAUCUAGCGAAAUUAAAGAAACAUUGUAGUCUUGUUUCAAAUUAAUAUCAAAUAUGCAAAUUGGUAUUAACUCACAAAAUGCAAGAUACAAUAUUGACUGCAUUAUAGUCCAUCAGCUGGUAGGGCAAAAUUUCAAUUCUGUGUUACACCCUAGGGUACCGCAAUAUUUUUGUAAAAAUUUAAAGAGUAAUAUCCGCAGAAUAUUUUAAGAGGUGUUAGACUUUUGAAAAAGUGUCCAAAAGGGGUUAAAAGGGGACUUAUUUAAGGGUAUAUCAAAAGUUUUGUUUUGCACAUAUUUACAGAAAUAUGUAAAAAAAAAACAAGUAUUCAGUGCUAUUCUUUUUAUUAAAAGGAACACAUCAUAUCUUAUUAAAAUGUUUCAAAUUGUUGACUUGGUACAAUAUACUCUUCUUAAAGAAACAAACAAAUAUUUUGAAGCAUUCGAUGUUUAUACGCUCAGACGUUUGUGUAACUACACAUGAUUUAGUCGAUAUACAUGUAAUUCCUAUACAGCAAUCAAACUUACAAAUAUAAAGAAUUAAUUAAGUUGUAAUUAAUAAAGUGAUAAUCUUGGUAUUUUUUUGGUUUGUUGUUUAGAUACAGAAAACUGCAUUAUGACUGAUAUUACGAUGUAGGUUUAUAAAGCCCCACUUAUUGUUUAUUGAUUUGUUUAUCGUACGAAAAUUAGCUAAAUAACAGAACUAGUGUAUAUUCAGAACGCCUUUAUUAAACAAACUAAUAAACAUCAAACAUUAAUACUUGGGUAUGUUUAUAAUAUUUAUUUACUCUUACUUACCGCAAUUGUUAUCGAUUUUGUCAUGUCGGGUCUCUUAUAACUUCAUAUGCAGUAUAGCUUUUGCUCAUUGUUGAAGAAGACAAACGGUAACUUAUAGCCGCUAACAUUUAUGUCGUAAUAUUUUUCUUAUUUGCAAUCAUACCACAUCCUCUUAUUUCAAUGUUACGUAACUAGUAUAAUUCAUAGUUAUUUGUUAUAUGCGUCUUUUUUAAUUUGAUAUAAGAAGUGUGUGCUGUGAUAUUGAUAGCUUUACUUUAAUAAAGACAAAAUGAGUUAUG